This is a messenger RNA of Scutellospora calospora, 1491 nucleotides long. Lineage: Eukaryota; Fungi; Glomeromycota; Glomeromycetes; Diversisporales; Gigasporaceae. The record is from the annotation of a GenBank genome assembly.
AUGUCUGCUAAACAAUUCUCCCAAAGUGACAUUUUGGAUGGUUUUCUCUUAGUACGACCUGUAUGGGUUGACGAUGAAACAGUCAAAACUUGUAAAGGCUGCGAAACAUCUUUUACUCCUCUAAGACGAAAACAUCAUUGCCGUCAAUGUGGGAACAUAUUCUGCCAAGAAUGUACUUCAAAAAACAUUGCAUUACCUCAAUUGGGUUAUGUAAAACCAGAGCGUGUUUGUAGUGGGUGUUUUGAAAUCGCAUAUCUUGUUGGAUAUGUUAUUUCAGAUGACAAAUCGACCCAGAUACACGGUGCCCGAGGGUUACUUGAUAUUGUUGAACGUGGGAAUGAACAAGAAAUAUCUUCUUUCAUCACUAAUGGGGGAUUAGACGCGGUAGUCUAUCUAUGUCGAGCCACGCAGUCAUGUGACCUUCAUUUGUUAGGAACAAUUGCAUUGGCCAAUCUUUCCGGGAAUGAAUCAUUUAAGCCUUAUAUUAUUAUGAAAGGAAGUCUUCCAUAUUUGUAUCAUCUCAUCCUAUUUUAUUAUAAUAAAUCAGAAUCAGAGAUGUUAGACUUAUCAAAUACUUUAAAAUUUUUGGACUCCGUUUCAAGUAUUAUUUUAAAUAUUGCGAAUGUAUUAUAUUACUUGUCAGUCUCAGGAUCUUUAUGUCAACAAAUGUUAAUUGAUGAUGUAGCUUUGGAUGCUAUUCUAAAAUUAGCAGAUUUUCAACUAGGAACGUUAGAUGAUGAUGGCGCAUCCGAGGAUGAUUCACUUCCUUCUUAUGAAGAAAUUCGUCUUCGUAUUGAAUUGGCUCGUAGACUUGCAGCUAAAACCAUCUCAUGCAUUUCUACAUAUCCGACUCAUCAGCUGCUUAUUAUCGAAUAUCCCUUAGAUGGAUUGGAUCGUCUGAUGCGUUUAUUGCAUUCAGACAUUUAUGAAGUGCGAAAAUAUGCUGCAAAAUCAAUUGCAUAUUUAUCACUUAGAAGCGAUAAAUAUAAGUCAAUUUUAAUUAAAGAUGGUCGUGCAGAAUUGUUGACAUCCAUAAUUAACCUUGAACAAUCGGUAAAAGAUAAUCAAGUAGCAAUAUCUCACGCUUGUUGUGCAAUGGCUAAUUUGGCAACAAAUGCUGAAUCACAGCAACUUUUGAUUCACCAACCUCUAUUAUUAUCCAAUCUAUGUCGGAUUGUCGGUUACUUUCUCACAGAUAGAGAAAUUCAGAGACAUGUUGCAAGGUUAUUGGCAAAUUUCGCGUUAUAUGAGGAAAAUAAGGCGCGUAUGUUGUCAUAUCAACUAAUAGAGAUUGAAGAUCAUGAUAUGAACCAAACUGAAUCUUGGGAAGGUAUCAUUCCAGCACUUAUAGCUAUCGGCGAUUCUCCAGUAUCUGAUGUUGAAAUUCAGCUUCCAUCAGUUUCUCUAUCUAAGCUCACACCUAGUAUUCCAUUAAUCAAUCGUAUAUUGGAUACUGUAAAAGAUGAUGAUAUUAAAAAACGAGCAUCUCAU